This is a messenger RNA of Oppia nitens, 1259 nucleotides long. RefSeq lists its product as uncharacterized. Bases 88 to 1218 code for a protein of 376 amino acids. NCBI's taxonomy places the organism in Eukaryota, Metazoa, Arthropoda, Arachnida, Sarcoptiformes, Oppiidae. The transcript has 5 exons. Gene Ontology annotation, molecular function: (2E,6E)-farnesyl diphosphate synthase activity; dimethylallyltranstransferase activity. The record is from RefSeq and is a predicted model, not a curated record. Gene Ontology annotation, cellular component: cytoplasm. Gene Ontology annotation, biological process: trans, trans-farnesyl diphosphate biosynthetic process.
UAACAAAUAUUAACAGUCAGUUUUAUUAACAAAAAAAACUUUAUGUAUAAAUUAUAUAUAAUAUUAAUAAAACUAUACUAUUAAAUAAUGUCUGUUAGUUUUAAUGAACACUUGUAUUUUAAUAACAAUACAAACGAAUCGUUUGUAUUAAUUUGUUUUAAACAACAAUCGGAAAAAUUUUGGUCAAUGUUUGACAAUAUUGUUGAUAAAGUGUUGAAAAACAUUAUGACAACCAAUGAUGAGACAGUGGCUGAACAGAUGAAACCACAUUUGCAACAAAUCAUAGGCUAUUAUAAGGGAUCAAAAACUUUGAAUCCGUUUGGUUUCGGACCAGUAAUGACCUAUAGUUUACUUACGGGACAUAUGCCCAGUGAUCCACUGUUUGAUACAAAUGUCUAUGCAUUGGGUUGGGUGGGCAUAAUGUUGUCCAACUAUUAUUUCCUGUUGGACGAUAUUAUGGAUAACUCAACUAAUAGAUUGGGCAAACAGUGUUGGCAUACAUUGCCAUCAGUAGGUUUAUCGGCACUAAACGACAGUACACUGUUGUUAUCAGUUAUCCAUAAAAUUAUCCGACUUUACUAUGAAAGUCAUCCAUACUAUGUAAAUAUGGUUAAACUAAUGACCCAGCUACUUGGUAAUAUAUCAUUAGGACAACAAUUGGAUAUGAUAUACUCACAAAUGCCUCAAUCAAACAAUUUUAAAUAUUUUACAAUCAAAGGUUAUGUUAAUAAAAAUAAAUAUAAAAAUGCAUAUUUUGGAUUACUUAUGCAAUUCAAAUUUGGAUUGUACGCUUCGGGUCGGGAUUGUAUUGAACACCAAGAAAUAGUUGAAGAAAAGUUAAUACUGUUGGGUGUAUUGGAUGGCGCUAUCAAUGAUUAUGAAGACCUGAACAAAGAGGGCGGAACUGAUAUACAAGAGGGUAAGUUCAGUUGGCUAGUGGUCAGGGCAUUGGAAUUGGCAGAUGAUAGACAACGGGCUAUAAUUGUCGAUAACUAUGGCCGAGUAGAUGACCAGUGUGUCCAACAAAUCAGACAAUUGUAUAAUGAAUUGAAUUUGAAACACGAGUUUCUUGUCUAUGCUAACCAAGUGUUUGAUGAUAUUCACAAAUUUUGUUUGGAUUUUAACGACAAUUUGGUCACAAAAUUGUUGACCAAUUUUGCCGAUUUGGUCAAACAAUAUCUCAAUUAUGCGGUAAAAGAUGAUUCUGUCUUUAUAUAGUUAAUUCGUUAAUUAUUUUAUUUAUAAUUUUAAUUUUAAUA